Molecule: messenger RNA, 1644 nt
Organism: Aureobasidium namibiae CBS 147.97
Lineage: Eukaryota; Fungi; Ascomycota; Dothideomycetes; Dothideales; Saccotheciaceae
Exons: 3
Coding region: 1-1644 (547 amino acids)
Source: RefSeq, a predicted model, not a curated record
AUGCCAUCUCAGUGUCAAAGAGUCACUCGCAGCCAGACCGGCAUGCGCAGAAGUCUAGGCACGCCCCCAGGAUUUGUCUCGUCUACCUCUCACCACGAGAAUUCACAUACCGGUCGCGAAGUUGCAGAUUCAACCAAUCAUAUCCAGCGAUUACCUGCCGAGAUCUUGUAUACUGUCCUCAAGCUAGUCAUAGAUCGCGCGGCAGUUGGGGCAUGGAUCCAUCAUAAAGCUCAGUACGACAGCCUCGUGCUGGCCUGCAGAGACUGGGCAGUCAUUGCAUCGAAUAUCUGGUGGAAGACUCGGGCAUAUAUUAUCACUGAGGCUGAACCUCCGCUUGCAUCCCUCGCAAGACUACCUCUCGAGCGCCAACAAUGGUAUGCCAACAAGAUUCAGCAUCUUGAUCUGAAUGGAACCAACGCUGCUGAUUUUAUCGUUGCACUCAAACUCAGCUUCCCAUUACUAAGGACUCUGGACAUAGUAGAGUGGUCGCAUCACGAAGUUGGUUUCGUCUGCCUGGCCUCUCAGUUCAUACGACAAAGUCUGCUUGAACUGAAACUCUUGCGUACAUGUCGGGUGGACGAUGUUCUGACGGCGCUGCUUGACGCCCCCAACCUUCGUACGCUCGAAUUGUGUUGCAAAAUGCCGCUUGCGACGUCAGACAAACUCCUGAAUGCUAUGAGAACAUGCUUACAGCUUCGAAUUCUGGCGCUUGACUGGACCAUCGAGCCGAUCAUCACCAAGGAUGUUCUUGCUGCAAUCGCCUCUCUGCCGUAUCUGACAAAUCUUCGUCUACCUUGUUAUGAACUUACGUCCGAGGUCAGCAAUAUCACUCGCCUGGAUCUGGGAAUGUUCCAUUCGACGGCGGUCAACUUGCUCGGCGGGAUCUCCACGCUGAGAUCCUUAUCGCUUGGUAUCAUUGGUGAUGCGCCUGUCUUGCAUGUCCUGGCUACUAUUUGUAGCCUCCAAGACCUUACGUUGCGCUUUCGUGAUUCAGUGGCCAUCGGAUACCCAGAAUGGGAACGCUUGACGACAUUGAAAGAUCUACGCAGCAUUGGCAUCUCUUCGUGGGAUGAUUCUGGAUUUUCGCAGGUCGAUCUAUCAUCGAUUAUGAAAGAUGAGUUCGUGUUAUUCUUCCGAGCACUGCCACAACUGAGCAGUCUUUGGAUCAACGCCGCGAUCUCGAAUACUGCUCAAUUAUAUAUUCAAGCUGGGGAGAUCUGCAAGAGCCUCAAAUCACUUGGUCUCCGUGGGCAAUUCGAUAGCACGAUGUUGCUCGAAUGCCACACAUGUGAUAAUCCUUUGUACCCAACUCUAGAAUCACUUUGGGUACAUCAAUUCAUCGAGCCACAGGACAAACACAUACGAGAGGCGAUGCUGACCGUCUUGCUUUAUAGAGACGAACGAGUUCGUAGUGCAGCACUCUUACUUCGCAAAGCUGCGCCCAAGCUUUGGGUUCUGCACGGUGGAACGCAGACAGAUCGACGGCUCGACGACAAUGGUCCUUUUGCGAUUGACAGGGACGAUUUCACGGCUUGGGUCGAGUCGAGCCACAGGUCGAUACGAGAGGAAGAAAGAAGGAAGUAUCUGGAUGAGAAGUACGGCAAGAACAGGCGUAGUGGGAUGCCGAUUGGUACAUAUGUCUAG